AUGACUGUUUUUAUGAACCUUACUAGUGUGAUUGUACUUCUCAUUUCAACCCUAGUUUGUGAAGCUAGGCUUCUUAAUGAUACAGCUGGAUUUGUUCAAAGCAAUGGCACAGAAUUUGUGCUAAAUGGCUCUCCGUUUCUAUUCAACGGCUUUAACUCUUACUGGAUGAUGAACGUAGCUGCUGAUCCAAACCAAACAUAUAAAGUUUCCAAUGUUUUUCGAGAUGCUUCGGCUGCGGGUCUUACUGUGUGUCGUACAUGGGCAUUUAGUGAUGGUGGAAAUCAAUCUCUACAAAUAUCGCCUGGUCUAUACAAUGAGCCUAUGUUCCAGGCAUUGGAUUUUGUGGUGGCAGAAGCGAAAAAGUAUGGAGUGCGUUUGAUUUUGAGCUUGGUCAACAAUUACAAAGAUUUUGGAGGAAGGCCUCAGUAUGUGCAGUGGGCUAAUAGUUCUGGGGUCCCAGUCAACAACGAUGAUGACUUUUAUAACAAUACUGUUAUAAAGGAUUACUACAAAGCCCAUGUCAAAACGGUGCUGACAAGGAACAACACAAUAACUGGAACAGCUUAUAGAGAUGAACCAACCAUAAUGGCCUGGGAACUAAUUAAUGAACCACGCUGCGAAGUUGAUUACUCUGGCAUGACCAUAAAUGCAUGGGUUCAAGAGAUGGCUCCCUAUGUGAAAUCUAUUGACAAUAAUCACUUAUUGGAGGUUGGAAUGGAAGGAUUCUAUGGAGAUUCCAUUCCAGAAAAGAAGCAAUACAACCCUGGUUUCCAAGUUGGUACAGAUUUUGUUAGCAACAAUCUCAUUGAAGAAAUUGAUUUCACAACAAUCCAUGCAUAUCCUGAUAAUUGGCUAGCUGGACAAAAUGAUACGGUGCAAAUGGCAUUCAUGCAAAGUUGGAUGACAAGUCAUUGGAAUGACUCAAGCACAAUCUUGAAGAAGCCAUUGGUGCUUACUGAAUUCGGGAUGUCGAAUAAAGAUGAUGGGUAUAGUAUCGAUGCGAGAGAUUCAUUUAUGAAUGCUGUGUAUUCAAGCAUCUAUGAUUUGGCACAACAUGGAGGAACAUUUGCUGGGGGAUUGAUUUGGCAACUUUUGGAUGAAGGAAUGGACCCAUACGAUGAUGGAUAUGAGAUUGUUUUGUCUCAAAACUCUUCUACAAACAGUGUUAUAAGCCAACAGUCUUCUAAAAUGAUUGCACUUGAGCAUUCAUUGGGCAUAUGA
Molecule: messenger RNA, 1221 nt
Organism: Gastrolobium bilobum
Lineage: Eukaryota; Viridiplantae; Streptophyta; Magnoliopsida; Fabales; Fabaceae
Product: mannan endo-1,4-beta-mannosidase 5-like
Exons: 5
Coding region: 1-1221 (406 amino acids)
Molecular function (GO): hydrolase activity, hydrolyzing O-glycosyl compounds
Source: RefSeq, a predicted model, not a curated record